This is a messenger RNA of Pyricularia grisea, 399 nucleotides long. RefSeq lists its product as uncharacterized. Bases 1 to 399 code for a protein of 132 amino acids. NCBI's taxonomy places the organism in Eukaryota, Fungi, Ascomycota, Sordariomycetes, Magnaporthales, Pyriculariaceae. The transcript has 2 exons. The record is from RefSeq and is a predicted model, not a curated record.
AUGGAAGGCAUAUCGAAGAAAAGAUUUUGUCAGCUAAAAUGGUCCAGCGCCGCUACAUCCAACCAAUUCCGCUUCUUCAUUGGACCGGAAAAACGUGAAUAUAUUAUAUAUUUUUACCUCGUUGUUGAGCAGUUUGCUGUUUUAAGGAUUAUGGUGCAUGGGGAGUUUAAAGAAGCAAAAGAUGGAUUAGUCACGUGGGACGAUAUUGAUGAGAGGACCUUUUUGAGCUUUUGGCACCACGUCUAUACCGGAGAUUACGAUGACCCAGAACCGGUUGUUGAAGCGGAGGCAGAUGUUGACGCUGGCUCCAUCGAAGAUAAAGGUGUUACGGAAGUGGAUGAUCCCAACGACCACUCGAUCCAAGCCACAACUGCUGAGGAGCCUGGGCUUAAGUUUUAA